AUGCCUAACUCGACCUCGUCGCUCCUGGUCCUGGACUCUGUGUGGGAGGGGUAUCUGUCUCCCCUGUACUUCCUAUUGGCUGUGACUCUUUACCUACUGACGGUGGCGGUGAACUUCCUGCUGAUGGCGGUGAUCGUGCGGCGCCCGUCUCUGCACGCGCCCAUGUUCCUGUUCCUGUGCUCUCUGUUCCUGAACGCCGUGGUGGGCGUGUCUUUGCCCCUCCCCUUCCUGUGGGCGCCGCUGCUAAGCCCCAAACACACGCUGUCUCUGGGCGCGUGCAGUAUGCAGAUGUUCUUAAUGUACUGCUACAGCAGCGUGGAGAUCUUCAACCUGGCGGCGCUGGCUUUUGACCGCUACAGCGCCAUCUGCUUCCCGCUCACGUACGCGCAGCGCGUCACCCCGCGAACAGUGCUGCGUGCACUGUUGCUGAUGUGGGGGGUGGGGCUAGCAGUGGGCACCAACGUGUCGCUGCUGGUGCACCUGGUGUCGUUCUGUAACUACUUCGACCUGAGCACGCUGGUCUGCGCCGAAGACCUGUUCAUCGUGUUCUACAUCCAGGUGUUCGAGCUGCUCUACAUGUGCACCGUGCUGCUGGGCACCAUCCUCUUCAUCCUCUACACCAGCCAUUCCCAAACUCAGUAA
Knipowitschia caucasica is the source of this 642-nucleotide messenger RNA. Lineage: Eukaryota; Metazoa; Chordata; Actinopteri; Gobiiformes; Gobiidae. The record is from the annotation of a GenBank genome assembly.